Anolis sagrei ordinatus is the source of this 934-nucleotide messenger RNA. It is a transcript of the gene C1H11orf96, whose product is annotated as chromosome 1 C11orf96 homolog. The record is from RefSeq and is a predicted model, not a curated record. Lineage: Eukaryota; Metazoa; Chordata; Lepidosauria; Squamata; Anolidae.
UCACUUGUCGGCGGGAGCUGCGCUGAGCAGAGCAGAGCGUCCCGAGCCAGAAGCGUGACUAGUGGAGGUGAUUCCGAAGGGGGAAAAGAGCCGUCGAGGCGCUGUUUCGGCUCGGAGGCGGACGAGGCGACCCUCGAGGAAGGCUCCAGGAGGAAGCUUCCCGGACCCCGACGGCGGCGCGGCUUUUCCCGCAAGCGAUGGCUGCCGCGAAGCCCCCCGAGGUGCCGGGUGUGGGUUUCCCGACGGCGAUGCCGGCCUUCGCGGCGGAGGAAGCCUUUCCGUCCCCACCCGCCCGCCCUUCGAGGCUGCCCCGGGGCAAGAAGCCGCGCCGGGCCCGGCAGUCGCGCUUCAAGACGCAACCGGUCACCUUCGACGAGAUCCAGGAGGUGGAGGAGGAGGGCGCCUCGCCGGCCGAGGAGGAGAAAGCCCGGCGCUCUUUCCUCCAGUCCCUCGAGUGCCUCCGGCGCAGCGCCCAGAACCUCAGCCUCCUCCACAAGGACAAGGCGCUCCGGCACGCCGAGGUCGGGACUCGCCUUCGAAACAGCCUCGACUCCAGCGACUCCGACUCGGCCCUCUAAACAAGACGGGCGGGCGCUGUCCGUCCUGGAGCGGGCGAAGGAGAAGAUCGGAAGGAAGGAAGAAAGGACGGCGCGCCCUGGGGAGAUGGACAUGAACACACAGGGGAUGAGCUUCUCCCUUUGGGCUUGGAGCCACGUUUGGGGUCUCCUUGGAAGCACAUCGAACUAAGCCAUCUGUGGACCCCUCUGCAGUCCACUGACCCUUCCAUGCAGUUCAGAGCUAGCUUCAAAGUCCAGGCAAUGAGAAAGAAGGCGCAGCUUUAGUUCAGGGCUGGAUCUACACUGCCAGAGAAUGUAUUGUAUGGGCAGCAGGCUUGGGCAAAACUUUGACCCUUUGGGUGUUUUGGACUCCAACU